AUGUCUCGAUGGGUGACUAUCUUCACAACACUAGCUGAUGCUUUGCUUCUACUUCUCCGAUGGAACGCCACUACAUCAUCCAGGCAUAACAGAUUACCUCCUGGUCUUAAAUGUUGCAUGUUGGUGGGUAACAUCUUCGAACUUGAAACCCUACCACAUGAGUUACUUACUGCAGGUACAGAAAAUAUAGUUGUUACUACGGAGUGGGCAAUGGCGGAACUACUCCGCGAUAAAGAAGCAAUGAAGAAGGUCCAAACUGAGAUUUCCCAGAGUUCAUGGGAUACUAAAUACCCAAAGACACUCAAAGUUUUUGUUAGUGCUUGGGCACUCGGAAGGGAUCCAAAUUACUGGGAUGAUCAGUUGGCAUUCAAGCCAGGGCGCUUCUUAGGUUCUCAAAUAGAUUAUCGUGGACACAAUUUCGAGUUUCUACCAUUUGGGGCUGGACGACGCAUCUGUCCAGGGAUUUUCUUGGCUGAAAAAAAUGCUUCACCUAGUUCUUGGAUCAUUGCUUCAAAAUUUUGA
This is a messenger RNA of Papaver somniferum (opium poppy), 522 nucleotides long. Its product is annotated as cytochrome P450 76A2-like. The transcript is spliced from 3 exons. Lineage: Eukaryota; Viridiplantae; Streptophyta; Magnoliopsida; Ranunculales; Papaveraceae. Bases 1 to 522 code for a protein of 173 amino acids. Gene Ontology annotation, molecular function: heme binding; oxidoreductase activity, acting on paired donors, with incorporation or reduction of molecular oxygen; iron ion binding. The record is from RefSeq and is a predicted model, not a curated record.